Molecule: messenger RNA, 5270 nt
Organism: Myxocyprinus asiaticus (Chinese sucker)
Lineage: Eukaryota; Metazoa; Chordata; Actinopteri; Cypriniformes; Catostomidae
Product: neurofilament light polypeptide-like
Exons: 3
Coding region: 2935-4092 (385 amino acids)
Biological process (GO): neurofilament bundle assembly
Cellular component (GO): postsynaptic intermediate filament cytoskeleton; axon; intermediate filament
Molecular function (GO): structural constituent of postsynaptic intermediate filament cytoskeleton
Source: RefSeq, a predicted model, not a curated record
GUGUUCUGAAGAAAGAAAGUAAUACACAUCUGGGAUGGCAUCAGGGUGAAUAAAUUAUUGAAUGAAUGAAUUUUAAUUUUUUGGGUGAACUAUCCCUGUAAAUGAAUGAUUUUUAUGUUCAGCUGUCAGUUCAGAGAAUAGUAAAAUGCUACAAAAUGAUGUUGCAACCUAUAAAAGCAGCUCUAGGAAUACUUUAAACACAUUCAUUUAUUUGUUACAAGGCAUAAGUUUACCUAUGGCAUAAAUUAACUUUUAAAAAACAGUUCUUUUAACGUGUAGAACAGAAAUAGACUGGAAUGGAGUGGAUAUAUUUUCCUCUUGUACACUCAAAAUGGAUGUUUACUAAUAAAGUGCACUGACUGAUUUGACCAAUUAUUGAUUUGAUCAAAUACAAUUAAUUUGAUCAAUUUACUGAUUUUAUAAAUGUAAGUGUGUGAGUGCAUGGCAAGGGCAGGCUAUUACACCUUGUUGCGCAUAUUCUCCUUCGCGGUCUGAAGGCAGCUGAAGCCACUGUUUCAUUACUGACUCUGUUUCUGAAUUUGUUGCCCUCAAUGUCAAGGGAUUCUUUCGGACAGCAUCUAAUGAACAUAAGUAGAAAAAUCAAAGACAUUAAAUUCUGUCAGCAAUAGGAUACACUGCCUCGACAUGGAACAUCAUUGGAGCCUACACAAAUAAUCCACACAAGAUUCAACUUUCCCAUGAAGUAUAAUUAAUAUCAUUAAUGAAUUGAUUAAUUACAGAAUGCUAGCUAAUUCAAGAUCAUUUCAGCUAACGUUAACAAACGAGACAGCAACAAACAAGAUAGCUAAUAUAACCCUCCUCCUGGAAAGUCAGUUAGUUAGCUAUAAAGUUCAGUAGUCAUUGUACAAAGUUAGAUAGCUAACUAAAAUUAAUAUAUUGUAAUUUAAGGUAUGUUUUUCUAAAGAUACACAACAACAGUCAGUGUAACGGUCUCCAGGACUGAACAGGUUUUCUAACGUUAUGUUCUUUCUCCUAACAGGCUAUCACAUCUAACGUUAGGCUAUAUAGAUAUAGAAAAUUAUUUUCCACUUGACAGUUAAAACAAGACUGGAAACUGAACAUAAAUUACCAUGACUUACCUUUUUGCAAAUUAUUCUGAUCCUCUUGAAAAAGGUUAUACAUGCUGCAUCCACAUCAAGCAGGAUCCGAGUGUCAAAGAUAGCUGGGCUCUGCAACUAACCACCAAAUCCGUCAGUCGGCUGUGUUCCGUAAUUUUAGCAGUGACAAAAGGCAACUUUAUAUGUUGUAACUACACUAACAAAAGUUUCAUUACACAUGUCACACAUCAAAAAUGUUUGUUGGUGAGACUUCCUAAUGUUUUCUAGGAGGUUAAUUGGGAAAUAUUAUUACAUUAUACAUAUAUAGGUCUAGUAUACUGGCUGUAUUGAUGAUGAUUGUAUUUCUUCUCUCGCUAUCUUUGUCCCAGAUUUAGUUUGGGCAAAUGUUAUGAUUGUUACACUCAUCUGGCAUAGCGCAUUUAUUUUGUAUUACCUUAACAAGAUUCUGGAGUACACUAAUGGUAAGUUGGUAUGAAAUGUCAGCACACUCAUUCUAUAAAAACAGCAACUGCAGACAUUUCUCGUGAUUUGUAUGCUAUACCAGUGCCGUUUCUAACCUUAUGAGGGAUCUUAUAAACUGGCAAACUGGGAGUGGGGGCCCCUUCCAUUCUCCGACCAUGGAAGGGGGUUCUUCUAUGGGUACGCCUGGGGCCCCAAUUGAAGAGGGGCCCCAAUUGGCUGCUUUUACUGCUUUCACCUAGAAACGGCCCUAUGCUAUGCAAUCUAUGUCUAUUUCAGAGCUGUCGGGUUCGUUUAAAGUUAUGUUUGACACUUCAUUUUAUUACAUUGUUGAAUUGCUGUAAUAUAGUUUACUCUCAUAGUUUAAUAACUUUGGUUAUGAUGCCAGAAUUAUCUACUAGAAUUUAUUGUAUAUACUCCAGUUUAACUUUCCCCUCCCAUGCACGUGUAAAUUCUGAAAUAACAUUUAUUAUGUGUUUAACAUCACAGCUUGGAGACAUUGGUGAAUCAAGAUGUGCUCUCCGAGAAUGGCCUUACUGAAACCAAAAGAUGUCAGCAAGAGUCAACACCAAUCCUGGGAGAGAGUGAACUAGACAGAAAAGUUUAAAAUCUUUCAAGCAAUAACUUAACACCAUAUAUAUCAUGAACUGAUGCUAUCCUUUAUUAUUUGUACAAAUUGUAGAUUUCAAUUGAGAAAAAAACCCCCACAUUAAAUAGCAUUAUUAAAUAGAAUAAUUAAACAAUUAGGUUUCAAUGGUUUUCAUACAUUGUAUGGUUGUCUAAUAAAUUGUAUAUAACUGUAUAUAGUUAAAAACACUAUAUUAUUAUUCUUAUCCUACUAUGGGUCUUGAUACUUGGUAUCUAUGUUAAUCUAUGUCACUAUGUUAUUUUUAUCUUCUCUGUUGUUCUAAUCUCCACAAUAUUUACUGGCAUUUUCCCCCCAUAUCCUUAAUCAAACUGCAUGGAUUUCUUCACUGUGUGUUUUUAACAUAGACUGAUGUCGCCAUUUGAAUAAUAUUACAAAAUUUUGUCUGAAAAAUGCAGAGUGACCCUAAUAACCAUAUCAAUCUGCCCUACUUCCUCUGAUAUGCUUCUCUGGCCAAAAAAGAAACACAAAACCAAUCAGCAGCAUCAUGACACUGCUGAGAACACUCAUUGGCUAAGAAAGCAGAGACAUGCUGUGUGUGUGUUUGGGGGGAGAAGGUGUAUGUGUGUCCUGUAUAAAGCAGACUGCUCUGCAGCAUUUCUGAACUGGUGCAGUGCCGGUUCAUCUCCACUAAUGGUGUGCAGAACAAGGGGGACUUAAAGAGAACAACUUCUCAAACCAACAAAUCAACAUAAUUUGAAAACAAAACAAAAAAGCAACAAACCAAAAAAAAAAAACAAAUCCUGCACCAUGAGCUUCAACCCUUUCAUCUCUUCCUCUCUGUCCUGUCGAUGGGAUGACUCCCCCACCACCUACCGGCUCUCCAAGGGGCCCUUUACUUCCUCCAGGUGGCCAAUGCUUUUGGAGCCGCUGCAGCACUGGGAGCAGAUGAACCUGAGUCAGGCGAGUGUAGUGAAUGCAGUGCUGUUGGAGCUGCGGGCCCAGGAAAGGGAACAGUUGGUGGGGCUGAACAACCGCUUUGCAUCCUACAUUGAGAAGGUGCGGCAACUUGAGCAGCAAAAUCGGGCACUGCUUCUGCUGCUGGAGGCCCUUCGCCGUGGUCAGAGUCAGCCCUCCAGGGUGCAGCAGCUCUACACACAAGAGGUACGGGGUCUCAGGGAGCAGUUGCAUCAAGAGGCCCAGAAUAAAGCAUGCAUGGAGGCGCAGAGGGACCAGUUGCGGGAGACCCAUGCACAGCUGCACGAACACUGGGAGGAAGAGGCACGCCUGCGUAUUCGGGCAGAAGACGACCUGCAGUGGCUGAAGGAGGAGGCAAGCAGGGCCGUGCUGUGCAGAUGUGAUGCAAAAGCCAGUGUGGCCUCCCUUGCGCAGGAGCUAGCAUUCCUGAAGCAAGUGUUUGCAGAAGAGCAAGAGGUGCUGAGGGUCCAGCUACAGGUGGCCAGCCUAAAUGUGGAGCUGGACACAAGUAGACCAGACCUGUCGGCUGCUCUCAGAGAGAUCCGAGAACAGUUUGAGAGCCUGUCUGGACACAACAUGCAGACAGCUGAAGCCUGGUAUCGGGGUAAUGUAGCAAGUGUAGUGGAGCUGACUGAUAAACAGGACGAGGCUGUGCGCUUGGUGCGUGAGGAGACAGCUGAGUACCGACAGCUGCUGCAGUCCCGUUCCGCUGAGGUUGAGGCACUGAGGAAUGUCAUUGAGUCACUGAAUGCACAACUAGGGGAACUAGAGGAGACGCAGAACACUGAAGUCAACAAGUACCAGGGGAAGAUAAGUGACCUAGAGAGGGACAUUGCUGAUGCGAAAGAGGAAAUAUCACUCUAUUUGCGGGACUACCAAGAUCUGCUUAAUGUGAAGAUGGCUUUGGAUGUUGAGAUUGCGGCUUACAGGAAACUCCUGGAGGGAGAAGAAAAUCGAUUUACAUAUUCCACCAUCCCACUCCUCGCCUAAACACCUGAAAACAUGAAACCCCUGGGCCGUAACGACGAUAUGCAUACAUCAUUUUCUUAAUUUGAAUACUGUUGUGCCAAAUCAACCAAUUUUUUAUCAUAAAAUUACCCCCAAGGUCCUGAAAUACAAACCUACACCUCAACUAUCUCAGUUUCAGACAUCAUGAAGCACCUAUAUUUGCUUUUCCAAACCACCCAACUAACCUAGAACCACUACACCAGACCCUCUUUGCCACAUCAAAUCAAUUUUGCAUCUACCUCCAUUCCUAGUUCUUCAAUUACCUGACCCCAAGUAUCUAACCAUGAAACUAAAAUAGCAAAUCAUUGCUGUAAAGACUGACGAGCCCUUGUGUCACACAAGAGGUACAUUAAAAGAGGUCCCCCUUCUUCUUUACACUCUAAAUAAACAUAAGGCCACCUUGGAGACAUUGUUAAGAGCAGCACUCACUCAGCCAGAGCUCAGUGUCAUGUUGGUCGAUUCUUGUGGUAGACCUUAGAAUGGUUCGACUUUUAGAACAGUACUUAGGUGUUGUUCUGCAAGUAAAUCCAAUGCUAAUUCUCUUAAUGUUUGAUCCUUGCACCCAUUGAGCAUCUGAUUAGCCAGUGAUCCCCUGCUAUGCAAACUUUUAACCAAUUGUUUGUGGAGGUGGAUUGUUAAAUUUAAUCUAGCUUUGGGUGAUGUGCAAUGGAUUGAAGCUAAUUUAAGUUUAACUGAAGCUUAAUUUUCUUAAUAUGACAUAAGACCAAGAAUCAGCCAACAGGAAGUGUCGCACAUCCCUGGCUCUUUAGCUUCCAUGUAGUAAAAGCAAAAGUUUAGUUGUAUGUUAGCUUAUAGAAUGUAUUAUUUCCAUUGAAUGUAGUAGAACUUCAUUUGCUCAUUGUAUGUUUUCUGCUUCUCAUAUUGUUUUGUUGAGGAUAUCUGAUUGUUUUACACAGUGUUUGACUUGACAAAAGCAUGACUGAAAAUCAAGAGUAGGAUAAACUUGUGGUUAAAAGACAAAUGUCACGCUAUCAUCUGCUUCUGUUGCGCCAUCUAGUUUAAUGUAAACAAAUUAUCAGUAAUUUGGUAAAUGAACAAGUAACCGAGCCUGUUUACCACGACAGGCUCUGAACUAAUUGUAUGUUUGCACCAAAAUACAUCCAAAAUAACAAAUAAAAUGAAACCUCUUGUUGAGCACA